AUGUCGCGUCUCCUUGAUGCCGGUCUCGUGGCUCUGCCCCUCCUGUCGGCCAUGCUCGGCGCCGCACCAGCAUCAGCACAGAGCACCUGCGCCACAAAGGGAAAGCCGUCCGGCCAUGUUCUACAGGGCUACUGGGAGAACUGGGACGGCUCCAGCAACGGAGUGCACCCGGGGUUCGGCUGGACGCCCAUCGGGAACUCGCAGAUUAGGGCGCACGGCUACAACGUCAUCAACGCAGCCUUCCCCGUGAUUCUCUCGGACGGUACGGUCCUGUGGCAGGACGGCAUGGACUCGGGCGUCAAGGUCGCCACGCCGGCCGAGAUGUGCGCCGCCAAGGCCGCGGGCGCGACCAUCCUCCUGUCCAUCGGCGGCGCGACGGCGGGCAUCGACCUCAGCAACAGUGCCGUGGCCGACAAGUUUGUCUCGACCGUCGUGCCGAUCCUCAAGCAGUACAACUUCGACGGCAUCGACAUCGACAUCGAGACCGGGCUGACGGGCAGCGGCGACAUCAACACGCUGUCGACCUCGCAGGCCAACCUGGUCCGCAUCAUCGACGGCGUGCUCGCCCAGAUGCCGUCCAACUUUGGGCUGACCAUGGCGCCCGAGACGGCCUACGUGACGGGCGGCAGCGUUGCCUAUGGGUCCAUCUGGGGCUCGUACCUGCCUAUCAUCAAGAGGUACGUCGACAACGGCCGCCUGUGGUGGCUCAACAUGCAGUACUACAACGGCGAGAUGUACGGCUGCUCCGGCGAUUCGUACGCCGCUGGGACCGUGGCCGGUUUCAUCGCGCAGACGGACUGCCUGAACAAGGGGCUCGUCAUCCAGGGCACGACCAUCAAGGUGCCCUACAACAUGCAGGUCCCCGGCCUACCCGCGCAGCAGGGAGCCGGCGGUGGCUACAUGGUUCCCGCGCUGGUGGGCCAGGCGUGGGACUACUAUGGCGGGAAGCUCAAGGGCCUGAUGACCUGGUCCAUCAACUGGGAUGGAUCAAAGGGCUGGACAUUUGGCGACAAUGUGAAGGGCCGCCUGGGCACGGCUUAG
Messenger RNA from Thyridium curvatum, 1041 nucleotides. RefSeq lists its product as uncharacterized. Gene Ontology annotation, molecular function: hydrolase activity, hydrolyzing O-glycosyl compounds; chitin binding. The record is from RefSeq and is a predicted model, not a curated record. The transcript has a single exon. Gene Ontology annotation, biological process: carbohydrate metabolic process. Bases 1 to 1041 code for a protein of 346 amino acids. Lineage: Eukaryota; Fungi; Ascomycota; Sordariomycetes; Thyridiales; Thyridiaceae.